This is a messenger RNA of Triticum aestivum (bread wheat), 1818 nucleotides long. Its product is annotated as indole-2-monooxygenase. Bases 26 to 1546 code for a protein of 506 amino acids. Gene Ontology annotation, molecular function: heme binding; oxidoreductase activity, acting on paired donors, with incorporation or reduction of molecular oxygen; monooxygenase activity. NCBI's taxonomy places the organism in Eukaryota, Viridiplantae, Streptophyta, Magnoliopsida, Poales, Poaceae. The record is from RefSeq and is a predicted model, not a curated record. The transcript has 2 exons.
CACACAUGCAGUUCAAGGCAGAGCCAUGGAUCUUGUAAGUGCUAGCGCGACACCACAGGCUCUAGGGCUCCUCCUACUCUUCUUCCUCGUCGCCCUGCACCUGGCGGCGUCGAGUUCGGGAGCAGAGAAGCUGCGCAGCAAGCUCCCAUCGCCUCCGUUCAAGCUCCCCGUGAUCGGGCACCUCCACCUCGUCGGGUCCCUCCCCCACGUCUCCCUCCGCGACCUCGCCAGGAAGCACGGCCCCGACGUGAUGCUCCUCCGCCUCGGCGCCGUCCCCACGCUCGUCGUGUCGUCCCCUCGCGCUGCCAAGGCCGUCCUGCGCACGCACGACCACCUCUUCGCGUCCCGGCCGCACUCCGCCGUGGGCGACAUCCUCUCCAACGGCUCCACCAACGUGGCCUUGGCCCCCUACGGCGACUACUGGCGGCGGACCAAGAAGCUCGUCACCACCCACCUCCUCGCCGCCAGGAAGGUCCGCUCCAACCGCGCCGCCCGCGAGCAGGAGGUGCGGCUGGUCCUGGCCAGGCUACGGGCCGCGGCCGCCGAUACCGCGCGCACGGCGGUGGACGUGAGCGAGCUCUUCAUCUACUUCGCCAACGACGUGGUGUGCCAGGCCGUGCUGGGCAGGCUCCCCCGGGAGGCCGGCCGGAACCAGAUGUUCCGGGAGCUGUUGGAGAUCCACUGCAAGCUCUUAGGGGGGUUCAACCUGCCGGACUACUUUCCGAUCUUGGCGAGGCUGGACAUGGUGACCGCCAAGGCCGUGAAGCUGAAGAGAAGAUGGGACGACGUACUGGACGACCUCAUCGACAAGCACGCGAGCAAGAUGGCGAAUGACGAUGAGGAGGAGGACUUCAUCGACGUGUUGCUCUCCGUUCAACAGGAGUACAGCCUGACCAGAGAUAACAUCAAGGCAAUACUAGUGGACAUGUUUGAAGCCGGGACAGACACAACUUACAUAGCACUCGACUACGCCAUGGCUGAGCUGAUGCGGAAACCACAGGCAAUGGCCAAGCUGCAAGCCGAGGUGAGAGGGUGCGCCACCAAGGGAAAAGAGAUGGUGACCGAGGACGACCUAGGAAGCAUGAGCUACCUCAAGGCCGCGAUGAGGGAAGCGAUGCGGCUGCACCCGUCAGGGCCUCUCAUGAUACCCCACCUCUCCGUGGCGGACUGCGGUGUAGAGGGCCAUACCAUACCCUCCGGGACGCGUGUGAUCAUCAACGUGUGGGCGAUAGGCAGGGACGCCGCCAGCUGGAAGGACGCGGAGGAGUUCGUGCCCGAGCGGUUCAUGGAAGAAGCCAUGGAUGCCACUUGCGACUUGCAGGGAAACGACUUUCGUUUCUUGCCUUUUGGGUCUGGGCGAAGGAUGUGCCCGGGUAUAAGCUUCGCUGCCGUCACUUUCGAGAUCAUUCUGGCCAACCUUGUCUACCACUUCAACUGGGAGCUACCGGAGGGAUCCUCUAGCGUCGAUAUGACGGAGGAAUUCGGGUUUGAUGUGCACCGCAAGGAGAGGCUGCUUCUUGUGCCACGUGUGCCUCACCACCUCUAGAUUGGUCAUUCACGUCUUGCUGUGGCACCAAAUACUGCAAUCUUAGAUCAAUAAUGGCAGAUUUUAUUGAGCAAUGCUACACCUACGAAAGGUUAGGUAAGGAAUUUAUGUAAAUGAUGAUGUGCGUGCUGUGAUUGGGGAUGGGGGAGAGGAUGGGCCCCACCACGAUGAAAUUCAGGGGGGGUGGGGCAAGAGAAUUUGUUGGAAGGUUAUGUAGGUGUCCAAGGAUCACGUAGGUGUAGUAUUAUUGGAUUUUACUCCAUUGCUUUCAG